UCCAAUAUGGCAGCCAUGCUGUUACGCUGUCCAGCGCCCAACGAGGCGUCUACUUAUCCAUGUCUAUGGUUGUAGUGAACUUCCUUUUCCGGUCUGCGGGUAAACGUUCGUUGGUGCAGCACUAGCUAACCCUCUGACCAUGAAUACGGUUUUAUCGAGAGCCAACUCGUUGUUCGCCUUCUCGCUGAGCGUCAUGGCUGCCCUGACGUUCGGCUGUUUCAUCACCACCGCCUUUAAGGACAGAAGAGUUCCUGUGGACAUCCACGUCUCCAAGGUUAUGCUGAAGAAUGUUGAUGACUUCACAGGACCCAGAGAACGAAGUGACCUUGGUUUCAUUACCUUUGACAUCUCUGCUGAUCUGCAGCCGAUUUUCGAUUGGAACGUGAAACAGCUGUUCCUCUACCUGUCUGCUGAAUAUGCCACAAAGAGCAAUUCUCUGAACCAGGUGGUGCUGUGGGAUAAGAUCGUUCUUCGAGGGGAAAGCACCAAACUGAACCUCAGAAACAUGAAGUCCAAAUACUUCUUCUUUGAUGAUGGGAACGGACUCAGAGCCAAUAAGAACAUCACUCUGAUGCUGUCCUGGAAUGUGGUCCCAAAUGCUGGAAUCCUUCCCCUCGUUGCUGGAAGUGGACACAUUAGUUUACCUUUCCCUGAAACAUAUGAAACCACCAAGAGCUACUAGACCAAAUGUGCAGCCUGCGACAAGACUCACCCGCACACGGAUGGCUUGGUCACGGCCCAUUCCAGUUACUUUCCUGAAAUGUUUGUAAUAAAGAACACAUCGGAACGUA
This is a messenger RNA of Nothobranchius furzeri (turquoise killifish), 791 nucleotides long. The record is from RefSeq and is a predicted model, not a curated record. Lineage: Eukaryota; Metazoa; Chordata; Actinopteri; Cyprinodontiformes; Nothobranchiidae.